Molecule: messenger RNA, 265 nt
Organism: Rotaria sp. Silwood2
Lineage: Eukaryota; Metazoa; Rotifera; Eurotatoria; Philodinida; Philodinidae
Source: the annotation of a GenBank genome assembly
AUGUCUGUGACCGUUACACUUAAUCUUAUUCAACAAAGUCUUACUAUUGUAUUGGGAGUUCUUCUUGUUAUUGGUGUCUUUGGAAAUAUAUUCAAUUGUCUUGUAUUUCUUCGAAAACGAUUACGUUCUAAUGCAUGUUCAGUCUUCUUUGCUGCUGCUUCAAUUGCUAAUAUGACCGUUAUGAUUUAUUAUAUUAUUCCAACCAUUCAUUCAGUUUAUAAUUCACCACCAGAAAAUGAAAAUCUUGUUUAUUGUAAACUUCGUU